AUUUAUUAUAAUUGUAGAUGACAGCGGGUGAAUUGAAAUUUGCCCUUAAAGUAGAAUCAGUUCUUAAUUCCUUACCUGAUCCAGAGUAUCGUCAGUUAGUGGUUGAGGUUCUUAUGCUCACUGCUCUCAUUAAUCCCGAGAGACCACUCCCACAAAUUGUGAAUGUAGACGAUGUUAUUAGAACUGCUAACUUUCUUUUUGUUGUUGAUCAGAAAGAGUGCAAUGGAUUGGCCAGUCAGUGUUGUGGACAAAUCAGAGGUUCCUGUGAAGCCUACUGGGCUAUCUGCAGUCACUUUUAUGACUCUGCCCCCAGUGGAGUAUACGGUACAAUGAGUUACCUCUCGCGUGCUCUGCUCCAGACCAUCCAACAGAACCUACCAAGAGAUUACUCGUGCAAAAUCAGUUGAUGUUUGUCUCAGUGUGUGCAUGUCCCUAGACCAUAUAAUUCAUGUUGUUUUCAUUAUUCAUAUUAUUAUACUUAGAUUAUUAUAUAUCAGGUUUGUAUACUUCAAUGUUGCA
Molecule: messenger RNA, 519 nt
Organism: Amphimedon queenslandica
Lineage: Eukaryota; Metazoa; Porifera; Demospongiae; Haplosclerida; Niphatidae
Product: probable phosphorylase b kinase regulatory subunit alpha
Exons: 2
Coding region: 18-407 (129 amino acids)
Biological process (GO): glycogen metabolic process
Cellular component (GO): phosphorylase kinase complex
Molecular function (GO): calmodulin binding
Source: RefSeq, a predicted model, not a curated record